Molecule: messenger RNA, 2468 nt
Organism: Cydia splendana
Lineage: Eukaryota; Metazoa; Arthropoda; Insecta; Lepidoptera; Tortricidae
Exons: 1
Coding region: 359-2191 (610 amino acids)
Source: RefSeq, a predicted model, not a curated record
UUCUAGUCGGUAGUUAUGUCAUAUUGUACCUAAGUAUGUCAAUCUGUCUACAAUAUUAAUAUAGCUACAUAAUAGGUAGAAGGACAGACUAAAGUGAAAAUCAAAGCCAUUAAUGUCACAUUACUUUUGAAUGAGCUGUGUUAAUAGUUUAAAUUAAAGCGAUCAUUAAUUAUUACCUUAAAUAUGAAUCGGACUACAUUUUCCACUAAAAGGCUGAUGAUUAAUGUAAUGUUGUAUUCAUAAUGGAAUCAAAGACGCGGAGGAAGCAUUGUGUUCAAGUCAAGCGAAUGGUGCCUACAUAAUAGGUCUAACAAUUACCGACUAGGGGGGCUGGUAACAAGAAAAAUAUGCAAUGUAAAUGUACCUACAAAAUACCUGGAACGUAACAAUGGAAAAGUAUCAUCUGUGUUAUAUUUUCAUUUUACUGGUGACAUUUUGCGAUGGUACGAAGCAAAUUUAUAAACAAAACGAUAACACCGAGCUGCACAAAUGCGUUACCAUGAUAUUAGGGCGAAUCGAACUCGGAAAUGUAACCGAUGUUACCGUAAUCAAUGUGGACGUAGAGCUGGUUAAGGCGCUGCACUCCCUGCUGCCGCGCCCUGUGAGGGUCGUCUCCAGAACAUUCUACUGGCCGAACGGUGCUGUGUUCAACGACGUCUAUGUCAUUCAGUUCGAGGACAUUUUCAUAUUUGAACAAGGAAUGGACUCCGUCAGACGAGACCCUUUUUGGAAUCCGCGAGCGAAAUUUAUAAUUAUCAUCGAUAAUCUCGAAUAUUACCUUCAAGAGGUAUCAGGGUUUCUCAUACAUAAUCAUAUUUACAACGUCGCUCUUGUUGCUUACUCGGACGAUCGAAAUGUAUCGAUUUAUUCAUUUGGUCAUCAACGAGACGAAUGCGACAGACCUACAAUAAAGGGGCUGGAACUACUAACUCCUUGUUUGAAAAUUCACAACAUAGACAUCGACAGAAUAUUAACGUCGGACAGAAAACCCGAAUUACGAGGCUGUCGUGUUCAAUUUGUGUCGCACAACUAUUGGCCUUUCGUGUCAUUUGAAGGAAAGUCUGCUAUUGAGAAUUAUUUGUUAGCAUUAUUUAGUCAGUACGAAGGUAUCACAGUCGAACUUGUAAAUUUUGGAAUAAUUGAAACUCCUGGAGAACGCUUGAGUAACUUUACGUACACGGGCAUGUUGCACGAGAUAGAAACAUACCACGUAGAAGGAGCUAUAGGUGGUUACUCACUUACUUUUGAUCGAAUGUCAAACUUGGAUUUCAUAGACCCUUACAUGGUUAAUCGUUACAAAAUUGUAAUACUUCGAGCAGAACUGCUCAGCAUGUGGUCGGCUGUUCUCAAACAAUUCGGAGUACAAGCGGCAUGGACUAUUUUUGCAAUAUUCUGUGUGCUUUGUGUAAUAGUUACUUUUAUGGGAAUAUAUAAAAAACAAGUGAGAGAUACGAGUCGCGAUAUCCUCAUCGUGUGGGGUUAUUUUCUCAAUAACAUAAGCCAGGAGAAAGUUAAAUCAAGAGUAGCUUAUAGAAUGUUGCUACUUAAUAUACUUCUGUACGUAUUUAUAAACUCAUGCGCUAUUCAAGCAUCCUUGCUGAGCUUCACGACGCAUCCCAUUCGAGGUUAUCAGCCCAACACCGUCGAAGAAGUCAUUUCAAACUGCCAAUUCAUCAUCAGCCCCACUAUGGACACUCACUUACAAACAAAUCCAGUUAUCGACUUAUCGAACGUCAAUACAACCUGCUGCAAUACGACUUUAGACUGCUUGAUGAAGGUUAUGACAAAUGUUGAUCAGAGUUUGUUUACUAUAACAUCGGACAUUUAUCACGAGAGUAACAUUUGGAAGUUCGCCGAUGCGUAUGGCGACCUGAAGAUCCAUACAUUAAGAGAACCGCUUGGAAUGCUUCUGAAAACUAUGUACCUUCGGCGAGGGUCGCCUCUAACGGCACCCUUCAACAAGUUGCUGCUAAGGAUCCGUUCAGCAGGUUUAAUCGAUAGGUUUGUGAGUAGACUCCAUUAUACCGAACGGGUGAAGUACAAAUUCAACGCGCGUGGACACAGGAAGCCUCAAACAUUGCACGGGCUGAGAGGAGUGUUCAUGGUUUUCAUUUAUGGGUGCUGUAUAUCUGUUAUUACAUUUGUGAUUGAAUAUUUGCUAUCGAUAAUUUUCGUCGUUUUCUAUAUUUAAUCAAGUAACAAGAUACCCUUAAAUAGCUUCUUAAGCCAGUUGAGGGUAGAUGAAAACAUUACAUGAUCAAAUAAUGUAGGUUAAAGUUUAAAAAACAUUAAGGAGUUUAAAAAAAGUGCAUUUUUGUUAUUAAAUGUUUUAUAAUACAAAAAAUAAGAUAUAAGUUUUUAUUAACAACAAAAGUACGGUUUUUCUACAUCAACUUGAUAUUGGGUAUGGCAGUAAAAAUACUCAUUUACUGUGUCUAUUAACUGAUUUAACUUAUAAAAAGAAACUA